UUUCUACCGAUGGGUUUGUUUUGAUCUUAUACCUGUUUGUAUCUUUCUCUAUUAGAUUUUUUCUUUCAAUCUAUUUUUCUUUUGGAUUUACUUUUCUUAGAGAUAUCAAUUUGAGAUUUUUAUUGAAUUAAGGAACAAAAUUUUAUUUUCUGCAAACAGGGAUUUCAUUUGGUAGAAAUUAGGUACGGUUGAGUUUUUGGAAUUGUCUGUUCAUGUAAUUUGAGGUAAAAUUUUGAUAUUUAAGAAUUGGAUUAUUUAAAUGGAGGUAAAAUUUUGGUCUACUGAAGGAUCUUGAUAUUUGGGUUAUGAAAAAAUUUGGUUUUUUCUCUGGAGUGAUACAUUUUGGCAAUAUGGUGUUGACGUAAGAGUCUGAAACUGGGAAACUUUAGGUUUUAUGGUCAGACUAGCCUCAUUCAGCCAAUUCAUGUUCAAAUUUUCAAUUUUCAUGUCCAAACAUUGAAUCCUGGUGAUUCAAAACAUUAAUUGAAUGGAUUUCCAUGUUUUGUAGGAUUCAUUUGUUUCCCAUUAAGUUUCUCGGAUGGGUUUUGUUUAUUUUCCGUUUCUGGACGGUAGCAGGAAAGAGUUUACUUGAUCAUUUGAGUCAAAUUAAGCAUUAAAUUGAAUGAGUUUUCAUGUUUCCGUAUAAAUCCUGUUAAGACUGCUGCAUGAAUACUAAGAUUGCAAAUCCCUACUUCAAAAACCAACUUCUGGUUUGAACAGGUGGUGGGUGGAAGUUAAUCGCUCAGAGAGGUUUAAUCAACCAUUGGAUUUUGAGUUGUAAAGGGGAGGUGUCUCAAAGUAAAUAGCUAUACAAGCACAUUUUUGAUCGUUAUAGAUUACUUGCAGAAGAUAUUUAGCGAGCAAACAUAUCCGGUAGUGGGUCAAAUUUAACGGCCAUAAAUUAAUAGCAAGCCAACUGACGAGUACUUGCAAGUUUGGUUGCUUGACUGUUAAAGCGACUGAAAUUCUGGGCUCUUGCUAGGAUUUUGGUCGCUUAAGCCGAGUUUUUUUGUAGUGAAUGACCGCUUAAGAAGUAAUUAGUGGGAUCGAUCGUAGGUCCUUUGAACAGUGGGUGUUAACUGAUAUCAACCGAUAAGAAGGUGUUUUGACAGUUGAUAUUUCGAAACGCUUCCGAAACCAAACACACUCCAAAAAUCUUCUUCCCCACACUUUGUUUAAACUGGUUUUUCUCUGGCUAUGCCUAUGUUUCGGCUUUUCUCCUGUGUUAGAUCCAGUAAUGUGUAUAGCUCACAUUCCAAGAGAAGACAUGGUUAUGCAGAACAAGUUGAAUUUCGGUAUGAUGCUAGUGUUCGUGUCUUCAAAUCGAGAGAGCUAAUUGUCGCCACUAAUAAAUUCAGUCAAGGACGUGUAUUAGGUGAAGGAAGAUUAGGACGUGUGUAUAAGGGUAUUCUCAAAGACGGACAGGAAGUUGCCGUGAAAAGGUUUUAUGAGCAGGCAGAUUUGUGGGCGGAGGUUCGAAUGCUCAGCUGCCUAGUGCAUUCUAACCUCGUCAAGAUGAUAGGUUACUGUGAUAAAGUGAAAGAUCAUAUUGUUGUUUAUGAAUUCAUGCCAUUACGUUCGUUGAAUCUUCAUUUACAAGCCCUUAAACCUGGAAAAAAGUCUUUAAACUGGAAGAAGGAUGAAGAUAGCACAGGGUGUUUCCAUGGCUUUAGAGUAUUUGCAUGAUCAAAAAGAUCCUCCUAUAAUAUGUAGUGGCUUAAAAAGUACCGGCAUUUUACUGGAUAAAAAUUAUAAUCCAAAGCUGUCAGAUUUUGGUUGUGCAGAACAUGCAUAUGGUCCUAGAUUGAUUUUCACCACGAUCAAUAGAAAGCUUCCAUUUGGUUAUCUUGGUCGAGACUCUGUUAUGACUGGCAGCAUCACUCCGAAAUCUGAUGUCUACAGCUUUGGUGUUGUUUUGCUUGAGUUGAUAUCUGGGCAGAAGGUAAUUGAUGCAACCAGCAAGCGCAAUAUUGUUGCAUGGGCAUGGCCAUUACUCAGUGACAGUAAGAAGUUCCCAGAAAUCGCUGACGCACUCAUGAAAGGACAGUAUCCACAUCGUGGACUUGUCCAAGCUCUCAAUCUUGCGAAAUUGUGUAUACAAGAAGAGUCUCACAAAAGACCUCGUACUGCAGAAGUUGUGACUGCUCUUUCAAAUUUAGUCUCCCAAGUAUACGAAGGGUACAACCAAAGCUGAUCCAUUUACUCCGUCACGUAGGGGACAAGCAAUUGCAUAACUAAAUCAUGGGGUGAGAGGUCUAGUAAAGUUAUGGAACAAAUGAUGUGAGACUGUUAUGAUUGAUAAUUCAAACCCGACCUCCUUGUAAUAAUUAAUAAAGUUACUCUUUAAUUAAAUUAUUU
Messenger RNA from Papaver somniferum (opium poppy), 2358 nucleotides. Its product is annotated as probable serine/threonine-protein kinase PBL25. The record is from RefSeq and is a predicted model, not a curated record. The transcript is spliced from 5 exons. Gene Ontology annotation, biological process: protein phosphorylation. The coding region runs from base 1198 to 1686 and encodes 162 amino acids. Gene Ontology annotation, molecular function: ATP binding; protein kinase activity. NCBI's taxonomy places the organism in Eukaryota, Viridiplantae, Streptophyta, Magnoliopsida, Ranunculales, Papaveraceae.